AUGAAGAAUGUAUCGCCUGAUUUUACUGUUUUUGGUGCUCUUUUUUCUCAGAUUCCAAGCAAACGAGAAUGGAAGAGUAUGAAAUUUUGCCUGAAUCAGAAGGCAUCCUGUUUCGAUAUCAGUCCUGAUGGUUCUUCUUUCUUGAUCGGUGGAGAUAAUGGUCAACUCAUCACCUUAUGCAUUUCGGAUGGAGAAUUGAUAGUAUCAGAUUCUUGCGAACGGCACCAAUCCAGAAUCACCGACAUUGCAUUCAACCCAACAGCUGAUUUAAUUGCUACCUGUUCUAAUGAGAAUAAAAUUGAGCUGUCCUCGUUUCAAGCGGAUCUCUUUAAAUCAGGAGACCGGAGGAUUAGUAUGUCGAUGAACGAACCUGUACGUGCACUUACAUUUAUGGAAGAUUUAGCCAGUCAUUCCAAUAUUUUGUUUUCUGGUACCGGUCGUCAAAUAUGUAUUACCGACUGUUCUUCGGGUACUACGUUUCGUGUCUUGAAAGGUCAUAAAGGUAUUGUAACAUCACUUUGUACAUGGGGUGGUUGUCUAUUUGCCAGCUCAUCGGCUGACAAAACUAUCCGCAUUUGGGAUACGCGUGUCACUGAAGCUGUCAGAAUAUUCGAUCCACUUACAAAACCUGGAGGUUUGCUCUCUGAGAUGUACAUUUUUCGAAAAAGAAAGCGCAAUACAGAGCAUACCACAACAGUGGGUGCUUUUCACGUGGAUGGCAGCGGUCGAAUUUUGAUACGUGGUGACGCAAGUGGUGAAGCACAUGUGUAUGAUACAUCAGCAACUAAGAAAAUCAUAACGAAGCGGAUUUCCACACAACCAAUUUCAUGCCUUCGUAUUGCCAACUCACAACGGUUUAUGGCUGUUGCUGAUGAAAAAAAAAUCAGUCUGUGUGAUUUACGCGAUGUAUUUCAAGUGCCCGAAUCAUCAUGUGUUGCAAAAUGCACGAGGAAAUGCUUUAUUCUCAAAUGGCACCCUAUGAAACCAUCAUUUGCAACGCUAGAUAAAGAAAGUACCUUAAAUUUGUGGCAAUUGGAACACAAAGAAUCUUGUACAAUGGACGAUUAA
Messenger RNA from Brugia pahangi, 1068 nucleotides. Lineage: Eukaryota; Metazoa; Nematoda; Chromadorea; Rhabditida; Onchocercidae. The record is from the annotation of a GenBank genome assembly.